Molecule: messenger RNA, 2420 nt
Organism: Ceratitis capitata (Mediterranean fruit fly)
Lineage: Eukaryota; Metazoa; Arthropoda; Insecta; Diptera; Tephritidae
Gene: Gk2
Product: glycerol kinase
Exons: 3
Coding region: 308-2023 (571 amino acids)
Biological process (GO): triglyceride metabolic process; glycerol-3-phosphate biosynthetic process; glycerol metabolic process
Cellular component (GO): mitochondrion
Molecular function (GO): glycerol kinase activity
Source: RefSeq, a predicted model, not a curated record
AAUUGUAAAUAGCGAAAAAGUGGGCUCGUCUUGCGUUUACUAUUUAAAAACAAAUGCCGCAGUUCGUAAGAUUUGUUUAUAUUCCAAUUCGCAAAUAUAUGUUUUUGUAGAGCCAGUUAAAUUAAAACCAAAACGGAUUUUUGUGUUAAAAACUAAAAAUAACUCAUAUACAUAUAUGUAAGUGCAAAGUACAAAACUGUGCACGUUCAGUGUUGCGGCCAUGGCAAGUUGCACCGACGCUAAACGAAAUCUACUUGUUACAUUACGGGACAGCUAAUUUGUAAGUCACUAAGCAACCUUUGGCAUUAUGACGGAAGGCAAGCGCCUUUUGAAUGGACCUAAGAGUCGCAUAAUAAGCUCUCAAAACCCAUCGACGGCUAGUAAAAGCCUCGUGGGUGUAAUCGAUGAGGGUACCAGCAGCGUGCAGUUCUCAUUAUAUUCUGUGCCUUUCUUUAAAGAAGUAGCAAAUUAUCAAAUUGAUUUGAAACUGAUAACACCACAGGACGGUUGGUAUGAACAGAACCCCUUGGAACUGAUGGAUGCAGUUUAUGAGUGCUGUGAGAAAGCAUGUGCGCAGUUGCCCGCACUCGGUUAUAGUGUUGCUGAUAUUAGCUGUAUCGGCGUAACGAAUCAACGAGAGACGACAGUUGUCUGGGAUUCACGUACUGGCCAGCCGCUGUAUAAUGCGCUUGUUUGGAAGGAUAUACGAAGUGAAACGUGCGUCGAUCGUGUGCUCUCUAAAUUAGACAAUCAAGACAAAAACCAUUUCAAACAUAUUUCGGGCUUACCAGUAUCACCUUAUUUUACGGCAUUGAAAUUGCGCUGGCUCUUCGAUAAUGUCGCCGAGGUGAGAAAAGUUCAUCGCGAGGGAUAUUGUAAGGCUGGCACCAUAGACACAUGGAUUGUGUGGAAUCUUACCAAGGGUGCAUUACACAUCACAGAUGUUACAAAUGCCUCACGCACACUGCUGUUGGAUAUCGAAACUUUGCACUGGCACCCACAGUUGUUGCGCACAUUCAAAAUAGACAAAAAUAUCUUACCCGAAAUUCGUAGUAGUUCCGAAAUAUAUGGACCCAUCACCAGUGAUCGUUGUGUGCUGACAGGCGUGCCGAUUAGUGGUAUACUUGGCAAUCAACACGCUUCAUUACUGGGUCAAAUGUGUGUCAAGCCCGGCCAGGCGAAAAAUACUUAUCGUUCCGGUUGCUUUUUGCUCUGCAACAUUGGUGAGCGUCCAGUAAUUUCAGCGCAUGGUCUGAUUACCACGGUUGCUUAUAAGUUGGGACCCAACAAGCCGGCUAUUUAUGCAUUGGAGGGCUCAGUAGCUGUUGGUGGUCACGCCUUACGUUGGUUAGAGAAUCGUGUACGAGUGUUAAAGGACUUCACACAAGCGGAACAUUGCGCCGAAGAGGUAACCACAACGGGUGAUGUAUAUUUUGUGCCUGCCUUUACGGGUCUCUAUGCACCGUAUUGGCGUAAGGAUGCGCGUGGUUUGAUCAUUGGUCUAACGCAAUACUCCACUAAGCAUCAUAUAGUGCGUGCUGCGUUGGAGGCGAUUUGUUUCCAAACCCGUGAUAUACUCGAGUGUAUGCAUCAGGAGAGUGGCUUUCAUCUUAAUAAAUUGCAUGCAGAUGGCUCGAUAAGUAUGAAUAAUUUACUAAUGCAGCUGCAAGCCGAUACGGCGGGUUUGACCGUCUUCCGUUCUCAACUAACCGACACCACGACGUUUGGCGCAGCAUUGUGUGCCGCACAGGCGGAGGGCAUUGACUUAUUCAACUUCAAUCCUGAAGAAUUGGCUUAUGAUAUUAUGGACUAUGACACUUUCCUACCGACCAGCACGGACGUUGAACGUCACCAUCGUUAUGGCAAGUGGAAGCGUGCAGUGGAACGCAGCAUGGGCUGGGUGGUUAGGAAGCCUUCACGUCAAAUAACCGAUGAAACAUAUAAACUGCUGUCAUCGAUACCCGCAGCCUUGUUUGUUAUGAGCACAUUCGCCAUGAUCAUACAUUCGGCAGCGAGGAAAUGAUUGGUAAAAUAAAUAAAUACGAAUAUACAUGCAUAUGUACAUACAUACAAUGUGCAUAAGAAAGUAUAACAUUUUACACAAAUUGUGAAUUUCUAUUAUUGAUGAAGCUAAAGUUUUACUUAAUUUAUGUACGUAAAUAAUUGCUAAAUGCAGAUUUUUAAAACGUUUAUUGUUGAAUAUUUUUUAAGAGUUUUCUUUACACAUUACAUACAUAUUUUACUAACGCUUUAGUAUAACCGAGUACUCUGUGUACUUAAUUAGCGAGUUUGCCAUUUUUGAAUUACAUAUAUUCAAUAUAAAUGCUUUAGUUUGUUAUCCUUAAGUACUUGUUAAGUUUUGGUUGUGAUAAAUUGCUUAAAUGACAAAACAUAUGAAUUGUUAAUAAUAAAAAAAAAAA